CCCCGCCCGAUCCCCGCGCGGACUCACGUCUGCCGGCUCGGCCGCCGUCUUCCGCGUCUCUGCCAGGCCCGGGGCGGGUCCGCGGCCGCGGCGGGAACAUGGAGGAGCUGCUGAGGCGCGAGCUGGGCUGCGGCUUCGUCAGGGCCACCGGCCACACGGGGGGCGGGUGCAUCAGCCAGGGCCGGAGCUACGACACGGACCGAGGACGAGUGUUCGUGAAAGUGAACCCCAAGGCGGAGGCCAGAAGAAUGUUUGAAGGUGAGAUGGCAAGUUUAACUGCCAUCCUGAAGACAAACACAGUGAAAGUGCCCAAGCCCAUCAAGGUUCUGGAUGCCCCAGGCGGUGGGAGCGUGCUGGUGAUGGAGCACGUGGACAUGAGGCAUCUGAGCAGUCAAGCAUCAAAACUUGGAGAGCAGAUGGCAGAUUUGCACCUUUACAACCAGAAACUCAGGGAGAAGUUGAAGGAGGAGGAGAACAGAGUGGGCCGAAGAGGUGAGGGUGCUGAGCCUCGGUAUGUGAACAAGUUCGGCUUCCACACGGUGACGUGCUGCGGCUUCAUCCCGCAGGUGAAUGAGUGGCAGGAUGACUGGCCCACCUUUUUCGCCCGGCACCGGCUCCAGGCGCAGCUGGACCUCAUUGAGAAGGACUAUGCUGACCGAGAGGCACGAGAACUCUGGUCCCGGCUACAGGUGAAGAUCCCGGAUCUGUUUUGUGGCUUAGAGAUUGUCCCCGCGUUGCUCCACGGGGAUCUCUGGUCGGGAAACGUGGCUGAGGACGACGUGGGGCCCAUUAUUUACGACCCGGCUUCCUUCUAUGGCCAUUCGGAGUUUGAACUGGCAAUCGCCUUGAUGUUUGGGGGGUUCCCCAGAUCCUUCUUCACCGCCUACCACCGGAAGAUCCCCAAGGCUCCGGGCUUCGACCAGCGGCUGCUGCUCUACCAGUUGUUCAACUACCUGAACCACUGGAACCACUUCGGGCGGGAGUACAGGAGCCCUUCGCUGGGCACCAUGCGGAGGCUGCUCAAGUAGCGGCCCCUGCCCCUGCUCAUGCCCCUGCCCCCCUUCCCCCUGCCCCUGUCCCCCCGUCUCCGACCCCCCGGUUCCGUCACCCCGUCCCUGCCCCCCGUCCCCGUCCCUUUGUCCCCGUCCCUCCCGACCCGCCCCCCUUCCCCCUGACCCCUCCCAGAUCCUGGGGACCAAUAAAGCCCGCAGCGGG
Messenger RNA from Piliocolobus tephrosceles (Ugandan red Colobus), 1215 nucleotides. It is a transcript of the gene FN3K, whose product is annotated as fructosamine 3 kinase. Bases 99 to 1028 code for a protein of 309 amino acids. The transcript has 6 exons. Lineage: Eukaryota; Metazoa; Chordata; Mammalia; Primates; Cercopithecidae. Gene Ontology annotation, biological process: fructosamine metabolic process. The record is from RefSeq and is a predicted model, not a curated record.